ACAGAUCCCAAUCUGAAUUGAAGGGUCCAGAGAGCUCCGCUGCUUUUGUUUUGAGCAGACGACAAGGCCUCCGCCACAGCCAUUGCGCGCUCACCUUUCUGUUGCAUAUAGAGAAAGAAGAGAAAGAAAUUACCCAGAGGAAUAAGAUAAAAUGACAGUCUCUUCCAUAUUUGGCUCUCCAUUUCUGUUGGCAUCCAAACCCUCGACUACACCGUCUUUCAAGCCUGUCAACGGCGAGUUCAAAACGGUCCCAAUCGGCACUGGUUUUGGUCAUGGUGGGAUGUCGAUAGAGUGUUCUUCAAGGCCACAGAAGAAGGCAACUGCACAUCACAGGAAAACAAGGCCAAGAAAGAGUCAACCAUGGGACAUAAGGCGCAAGCCCACUGUUUAUGCUCCUCUACCUCCCCUACCACCUGAUUGGACCCUUGUUUCUUCUUCUGUCGAUGGUGAUGCUGAUGGUGAUGGAGCUGAUUUGCCUUCUACUACUGCAUUAGAGGCACCGGUUACAAGUGGGUAGUUGCUUUUUUGUGGUUUUUAUGUUCUGUUGUUAUUGGAGAUUUCGUGAUGGGUGUUUCGGCUUUUAUGUAUUACUACUUUGUGUUUCCGAGUCUUAAAAACCAAAGAAUGAAAUGCAAUUAUUAUUACUAAUAAUUUUAUUGUC
This is a messenger RNA of Populus euphratica (Euphrates poplar), 661 nucleotides long. RefSeq names its product plastid-specific 50S ribosomal protein 6 (gene PSRP6). The coding region runs from base 152 to 517 and encodes 121 amino acids. Gene Ontology annotation, cellular component: chloroplast; ribosome. Gene Ontology annotation, molecular function: rRNA binding; structural constituent of ribosome. Gene Ontology annotation, biological process: translation. The transcript has a single exon. The record is from RefSeq and is a predicted model, not a curated record. NCBI's taxonomy places the organism in Eukaryota, Viridiplantae, Streptophyta, Magnoliopsida, Malpighiales, Salicaceae.